This is a messenger RNA of Biomphalaria glabrata, 5534 nucleotides long. Its product is annotated as multidrug resistance-associated protein 1-like. Gene Ontology annotation, biological process: transmembrane transport. Gene Ontology annotation, molecular function: ATP hydrolysis activity; ATP binding; ABC-type transporter activity. The transcript is spliced from 34 exons. Lineage: Eukaryota; Metazoa; Mollusca; Gastropoda; Planorbidae. The record is from RefSeq and is a predicted model, not a curated record. The coding region runs from base 431 to 5149 and encodes 1572 amino acids. Gene Ontology annotation, cellular component: membrane.
UGAAUAAAAAGUGAAACCAAGUUCGUGAUGGAUUAUCUAUAUUUGCAUGGACAUUUAGAUCUAGAUCAAGAGAGUCUAGAUCUUUCAUAGAUCUAGUUCGACAAUUAUUUUUUUUAGUGUACAUUUGUAAGAUCUAGAUCUAGCCCUUUGUGAGUGGAUGACAGAAAGUAGAAAGUGAAUUGUAACCUAGUUUUUGUUCAGUGUAGCUGUUAAUUGUGCCAUUCUCGCUUGUCGUACAUUCCAGAGUUCGUUGGUAUCACUUCUUUGAACUAUCAUAUCUAUUCAUUGCUCAUUGACGCACAUGUGCCACAAUGAAUCAAUGAUUUGCUUAAUGUAACUUUUAUAUUUGUGUUCAUUUGUGUUACUUAAAGGUAUGACAGUUUUUUCACUGUAAACAAUAAGACUUGCUCUGAAAGCACUCUACCUAAACAUGGAAUUGCUAAACAUGACAGCUUCGCACUUUUGUAUAGAUCCGUUUUGGGAUGCUGGAUUGUCUUGGAACAAUUCAUGGCCUCAGAUCACACAAUGUUUUCAAGACUCCUUGUUGCUGCCACUUCCGUGCUUCAUGCUACUUUUAUAUCUGCCUAUUUAUUGGCUGGGAUAUCUACUUAAACAACAAAAAGGAUCACUCCACAUAGACACAUUAUUUGUUUUUAAAAUGAUAUUUGUCAGUAUUUUAAUUGUGACAGAGAUAAUCACUCUUACAAUGGGCUGUAUACAAUAUUUAGUAGGAUCUGCUGUAUUGGCAAGCUCUGUCAAACUUUUAAGCUUUGCAGCGGUUGGAUGUACUGUGCUACAAGAGUGCAAAAGGUCAAUAAUGAAUUCUUCAGGUCUUUUACUGUUUUGUUGCUUCAUGGUGCUGACUCAUAUUGUGCCAUUUUAUUCUAAAAUUAUUUUAAAGGAAUAUUCAGACCAUCUUACAGUCUUUGCGGCAUUCUACAUCAACUUUGCUGCUCUUUUAGUCUUAACUGUUUUACAUUGUUUCAAUCAUAAGGCUUCUAAGUUUAAGAAUUCCAAAGAAAAAUCUGUUGGUUUGAUUUCGAAGUUGACACUGGGCUGGGUUACAAGGCUGGUACUUAGAGGAUACAAAAAGCCACUGACAGAGAAGGAAAUUGAGCCUUUGAACAACAGUCUUAGCUCAGCUACAGUUGUUCCAGAUUUCCUUUACUUUCUAAACAAGUAUGGCCAAAUGUUCCACAAAAAUUAUGAUCACAAUAAAAGUCAGACUAAAGAGUACUCAAGGGUUAUUAAUGGAAAUUGCCCAUCUAAAAAUCAUCAAAUGUCCAAUGAUUACCCUUUACAAGAAGUGAAAAAAGAUGAUGAGAGCAAUGAGUUUGACCAAUUAAUGAUAGAUUUCUUGCCCAAAACUACAGAGGACUCCAACAGAAUAAGAUUACCAUUAUAUUUAUGGAAGGCUAUCCUGAGAACGUUUUGGAAGAAGGCUCUCUAUGUCUGCUGUUUGGGUCAGAUAGCCAAGUUCUUCACAUUGCUCUGCCCUUUUAUUAUGAAGCUUCUCAUUGAUUUUGCCGGUCAAAAUGAUGAGCCAAUCUGGCAUGGAUACUUUUUAGCUACAAUGUUAUUUGUUACUUCUGUUUUAUCUCAAAUAUUUUUUGAGUAUUAUCUCUACAAUGUCAACAAAACUAGCGUACGGGUCAAAGCAGCAGUAGUCUCUGCUCUCUACAGAAAAAGCUUGUCGUUAAGUAGUGAGUCACAUCAGUCAACAUCAACAGGAGAACUCAUUCAGCUGUUAACCAAAGAUAUUGACACCAUAUGGAAUAUGGUGGAAGAAGGAUUCAGCCUUCCUGAAAGCCCAACAGAAUUUUUUGUGGGCAUCAUAAUGGUUUAUUACACUGUGGGUGUAGCCAUGUUUGCAGGGCUCGGUGCUAUUGCUGUAUUGUUCUGUUUCAAACUGAUGGGCUCACGCAAACAAAUUAAGUUUGAAGAUGAACUAAGAGAAGCUGCAGAUGAAAGAAUAAAGAUAGCCUCUCAAACUUUUACAGGAAUCAAGGUUCUCAAGCUGUAUGCUUGGGAAGAAGCUUUCAAAUCAAUCAUGAACACAAUUAGAAACAAAGAAUUGUUUGCUGUAUUUAAAUUCAAUCUCUUUAGAUUUUUUACUACAUUUGCAUGGACUGGAGCUGUGUUUUGGAUGACGUUUUGUACAUUCCUAGCGUAUGUACUCAUUGAUGAUGCUCACCAUUUGACUGCAUCCACUGCCUUUGUCACCAUUUCUUACCUGGCUAUUGUGCGUAGAGCAACAAACUGUUGGUCUUAUGCUAUCGAUUAUGUCAUAGCUGGCAUGGUUUCAUCCAGACGUAUUGCUAAAUUUUUAGUGCUCCCUGAGAUGAAGGUGGCAUCAAGCGCACAGAGUUCUGGUAACUCAGAGAUGCUCAAAGAUACUGCCAUUCUCCUCCAAGAUGCUACACUGGGAUGGACAUCUUCUGGAAAAGCAAUCUUGAAAAACAUCAGUUUGGAUGUUCCAAAGAAUAGUCUGGUUGCUGUGGUUGGUAUGGUGGGCUGUGGCAAAUCUUCAUUAAUAUCUGCAAUUUUAGGAGAGAUGGACUUACGUUCUGGAGAGGUUCAGAAACAGGGGACCAUUUCCUACAGUCCACAAGAGGCCUGGAUUUUAAAUGACACAGUACGAAAUAAUGUUCUGUUUGAUUCAGAGCUAGACGAAGAAAAGUAUCAGAAAGUAAUUCAGGCCUGUGCUCUAGAGUCUGACCUGGCGGUGUUCCCUGCUGGUGAUAGGACUGAGAUUGGAGAAAAGGGCAUUAAUCUGAGUGGUGGGCAAAAGCAGAGAGUAAGUUUGGCCAGGGCAGUUUACCAGGAGAGUGAUGUGUAUUUACUGGAUGACCCCCUCAGUGCAGUAGAUGCUCAUGUUGGAAGGCACAUCUUUGAUCAUGUCAUUGGAAAAAAUGGAUUACUACACAACAAGACAAGAGUCUUAGUCACUCAUGGUGUUCAUUGGCUUCCAUGGGUGGAUAAAGUUGUAGUGCUUACUGAUGGUCAGGUGUCAGAAGUGGGACCGCUUGAUCAACUGAUGGCUCACAAUGGACCUUUUGCCCAAUUUUUAUCUCAGUACCUUGAACAACAAGAGAAGACACUUCAAAUCGAGGAAAUCAAAGACAGUGGAGACCAUAGACACAGCAAAGCAGUGCUCAGUGACUUGGAGAUAGAAAAUAAUCGAAAGGAUAUAUUUGAACGAUUGCUUUCUAUUGAAUCACAGAAAAGUGAUUAUACAGAAGAACAGGAUGUUGCAAAAGACCACACAUUCCAUGCAAGCAAAGAAAAGAUUUCUAAACAAGUCAGUAUUAAAUCAGACAAAGAUUACCAGGUUGAUGCUCAAAAAAUCAUUGAAGAGGAAGAACUAGCGGGUGGAAGGGUCAGCUGGACUGUGUAUACAACAUUUGGACACCUUAUGGGAUACAUUUCCAUCCUUGUCCUGACUGUAUUGUUCUUAACCGUUUUCGUCUCUGAGCUAGUGGCUGGAUUCUGGUUGACCUACUGGGUGGACAGUCCACUACUGAACAAUGCCUCCAUUCCUGCUGACAGUGUUGAGAGAGCCAAUGAAAAUUACUUCUACUUGAAGGUGUAUAGUGUUUGGGGAAUUCUUGAAACUGUUACUGUUGUCAUUGUUACUGUGGUCAAAGCGUUUCGACACAGACGUGUGGCUCGCAUAAUUCAUGACAAUCUAAUUACUAGUCUCCUGGCAUGUCCAAUCCAGUUCUUUGAUGCAACACCGAUUGGAAGGGUCUUGUCAAGGUUGUCCAAGGAUAUUGGUGUUAUAGAUCUCACCCUUCUUCUUUGGAUGGAGAUAUGGCUUCAUGCUAUGUUCUGUAUUUUCUGUUCUAUUAUCACUGUCAUCAUCAACUUGCCAGUACUGCUAGCAGUCAUCAUUCCAGUCCUAAUACUCUUCUACAUAUUUGAAAAAAUAUAUUUACCAACGUCUUGUCAAAUCCGAAGACUUGAGAGAAAGUGGCUUUCUCCAGUUUUAAGCCAUGCAAGUGAAUCAUAUGCUGGCACAAGCGUUAUCAGGGCUUUAGGCAAAGAAGUCAAGUUUAUGGGAAAAGCUGAAGAGAAAAUAGAUUUCUUACAUAGCAUGACUAUCACUGGCUGUGCUUGUGAAAGGUGGUUGUCCAUGCGCCUAGGGUUUCUGAGUGAUAUCCUUGUCUUUUUUGCCGGUCUGAUGGCUGUUACCUACAAAGAUGACCUUUCACCUGGUCUCAUUGGACUGACCUUGAGCAUAGCAUUAACUGUGACAGGUAAUAUGCAGCUUCAAGUCAGGGUAGCAAGUUUACUGGAGACAGACAUUAUAUCCAUGGAAAGAAUACUUCAAUACACUCAUCUGCCAUCAGAGGCAGCUCGUCAUGUCUCUCAUCCAGGGUGCUCAGUUGACUGGCCAAACACUGGAGACAUUUCUUUUAACAACAUCUCCUUGAGAUACAGACCAGGCCUAGAGAUGGUCUUGAAAAAUGUUUGUUUUCAUAUCAGAGGUCAAGAAAAGAUUGGUGUAGUUGGCAGAACAGGGGCUGGAAAAUCUUCAUUGAUGCUUGCACUUUUCCGCUUGGUGGAACCUUGCCAAGGACAAAUUAUAAUUGAUGGCAUUGAUAUCUCCAAGCUGGGCCUGUAUGAUCUCAGGCAAAAAUUAACCAUACUUCCUCAGGAUCCUCUACUAUUUACUGGAACUCUUCGACUCAACCUUGACCCCUUUGAACAGUAUUCAGAUGAAGAGAUUUGGAAAUCUUUAGAACUUUGUUACCUCAAGACCUAUGUGGAUAAAUUACCAGAAGGUCUGAACCAUCAAGUCGGUGAAAAUGGGAUCAAUCUAAGCAUUGGUCAACGUCAGCUAGUAUGCUUGGGAAGGGCUCUUCUGAGAAAAACAAAAAUCUUGGUUUUGGAUGAGGCGACAGCAGCAGUUGAUGUAGAGACUGAUGAACUUAUUCAAAAAACCAUCAGGUCUCAAUUCAAAGAUUGCACAGUGUUGACAAUAGCUCAUCGUAUUAACACUAUCAUGGAUUAUGACAGAAUUCUAGUUAUGGAUAAAGGACAAGUUUUGGAGUUUGAUUCCCCAUCAUCAUUAUUGAAAGAUGUAAACUCAUUGUUUUAUAAAUUGUCGUCCGAGUCCCACACCUUGCCGCAAUAUAAGGCCUAGCAACUUGACUUGACUCGUGUCACAUGAGACAAGCUGCAGCUUUACUUUUGUCAUUUACUUAUUUUAUUAGAAAACAAGUAACUCUUGAUCCAUGUACAAGAAUGAUGCCACUUUUACAUGAAUUGUGUUAUAGCACAAUUUUACAUUUUUAUUUUAAAUAAACAUAUUUUAAUGUAAGUUUUAUUAUUUAUAUUUCAGUAUUUGUCAACUGCCAUUUUAUAUUUUUAUUUUAAUUGCAUUUUCUUUAAUGUGAUGCAUUUAGCCUAUAUUUUUAGGUUUGUUGACUUGUUAUUAUUGUAUACACUUUUAUGUGAUACAUUACCCAAAAUAAUUUUAAUAUUUACUAAUUUUCUGUAAGAUUUAAAAAUAAAAAAAUAUCAUUGCU